AUGGCGGAACAAGAAAAGUAUUCGAUGGUAAAGUCGAUCCGCCAGUCUCCGCCAGUCGACUUGUCCAUCCCCUACGACAGCGCAUGGCUAAAGAACAAGACCAUCCUCAUCACCGGCGGUGCAUCAGGCUUCGGUGCGGCCUUCGUCCGCAAAUGGGCAGCCAACGGCGCAUGCGUAAUCAUCGGCGACAUCAGCGUCCAGAAAGCCGAUCAACUAGCCCGGGACGUGCGCAAAGAGACCUCAAAUCCCCGUGUCCAUUUUGUGUACUGCGAUGUGACCGAUUGGCAAAGCCAGGUCAAUCUCUUCAAAGAGGCUGUAAAGCGCAGUCCGCACGGAGGCAUCGACUGCGUCAUCGCAUGUGCCGGUGUUGCAGGAACCGACACUCUACAAACACCUUCUGGCCUCGACGCCCUGGCGCCGUCGAAACCCGACUUCAAGGUUAUAGACGUGAACAUAACCGGAGUACUGUACACGACUCAUCUCGCUUUCUUCUAUCUUCCCCGCAAUCCGGGGUCUACCGACUGCUCUCCGGAUUCAGAUCCAGCGAAUACGCCUAGAGACAGGCAUGUCCUGCUGAUAGGCAGCGUGGCCGGUCUUAUGCCCCUUACUAUCCAGCCGCAGUACUGCGCGUCCAAGCAUGCCGUGCUAGGUCUCUUCCGCAGUCUCCGUUCCUCUGCAUUCGCAUCUGGAGUGCGAGUAAACCUUCUCUGCCCUUACUUCAUCGACACCCCUAUCCUACCAACCUCCGCACGGGUAAUGCUGGCGGGUGGUGGGACAGGGAAGGUCGAAGAUGUGGUUGAUGCGGGGACGCGGCUGGUGGCUGACAGCAGGAUUGUGGGGAGGAGUCUGUACGUUGGGCCUAAGGUCAAGGUGAGGCAACGGGAUGAUGGAGAGCUGGUGCUUGAUGAGGGAGGAGAGGACAGAGCGGUGUGGGAGGCGUACGCGGAUGAUUGGGAGGAUGCGGAGUUGUUUUGCAGACGGAUGAUCCGUAUUCUGAAUACGAUCACGCAGGUCAAAGGGUGGACGGGUUGGUUCAAAGACAUGUUUGCUGCGCUGUUGUACGGGAUCGGGCGGUGA
This is a messenger RNA of Coniosporium apollinis CBS 100218, 1077 nucleotides long. RefSeq lists its product as uncharacterized. The transcript has a single exon. The record is from RefSeq and is a predicted model, not a curated record. Gene Ontology annotation, molecular function: oxidoreductase activity. The coding region runs from base 1 to 1077 and encodes 358 amino acids. Lineage: Eukaryota; Fungi; Ascomycota; Dothideomycetes.